AGGUCAAACUCGGCGUCCGGAAACGGUCAAGGUUUGAAAUAAUCAAUGUCAUGUUUGGUUAUUUUGAGCCUUGUACGAGGGUAUCAUCGGUAGUCGGAAGAGAAAUAAGGAAUUAGAGAAGGCAGUUCCGUAAAUAAUUAACGAAUCUCAGGUAAACAAAUAAGUCGUUAAGAUUGCUGGCUUGUGGCUUCUGAACGUAAUCUCGUUUCUGUUGAAAGUUGCAGUAAUACGGGAAAUUAACAAACACCCCUGCCUCUUCUCCUGCUAACUUUUAUCACUGCACCCUGCAGGCAGUCGCAGGCUCGCGGAACACCCGGAAGACUUUGAUCUACGGUAACUUCAGCCUCAUCUGUGCAGGAUUAUCAGAGAGAUAACAUCCGUCUUCUAGAUUCUUUUUGCAUUUUCGGCGCUGCAAUUCAUUUGACUUCAUCUAAUCGAUAUGUUUGUUUGUAUGUUCGAUCUGUCAUCGAAACAAUGAAAAAAGUUGAGAUUUUUACUCAAUUUUUUGGAAUAACUUCGAAAAGAGUCACUCGAACUUCCAUCCAAUAAACUUCAAAGAGAGACAAUAGAUUGGAAGAUUAAUCGCAUAGAUGAAGAGUGGGAAGCACAAGUGGUUCCCUUUCCGCCGGUCUUCUUCGGGUGCCUUGAAGUCCGAAGCGAAGCAAUCCCCGAAGGAAUUUGUGUGUCCAAUUUCUAGGUCUUUAAUGGCGGAUCCUGUAAUUGUUGCUUCCGGUCAGACAUUCGAGCGAAACUGCGUUCAUGCUUGUAAGAAAUUGGGUUUUACACCGAUCCUCUUAGACGGUUCCAAGCCCGAUUUCUCUACGGUAAUUCCCAACAUCGCCUUCAAAUCGACUAUUCUCAACUGGUGCGAUAAUUCUGGCGUCGAACGACCAAAAUCCAUGGAAUAUGCCUCCGCAGAGAAACUUGUUCGUGCAUUAAUGAUGCCCCAGGAAGAAAAAUCACAGGGCGAGCACGAUAAGAAAGAGGAGGAAGAUGAAAAGGAUGCCAAGCUAGGAACUUCUGAAAAGGAGCUGCUGGAAGGGGUUGCAGAGAAACCUCCCGUUAAGUUUAGUCACGCGGAGACCGAAGUAAAUCGACGGCCGACUCACUUCUAUACUAGCUCGGAGGAAUCGGUGACGAUUACGAUUCCCAGUACGCCUCUACCUCUUUCCACUCGACCCUCUUGUUACUCUUCUUCGUCCUCGUCUGAAAUUACCGCAGAUGACGAAAAUCUAAAUCCCAACUCGUCUGACGACGACGGGUUCGUUUUUAAGUUCAAGAGCUCUCAGGUAUUUGAGCAGGAGGAAGCCGUGAUCUCUCUAAGGAAGGUAACGAGAACCCAAGAAGAAAUUAGGGCUAGCCUAUGCACGCCUCGAUUGCUGUCAGCCCUGCGACCUCUCCUGGUAUCACGAUAUUCUACUAUUCAGAUAAACGCGGUGGCAGCAUUGGUGAAUCUAUCUUUAGAGAAGAUCAACAAGGUGAAGAUCGUAAGGUCAGGGGCUAUACCACCAUUGAUCGAUGUACUGAAAGGUGGAUUCGCUGAGGCGCAGGAACACGCGGCCGGUGCCCUCUUCAGCCUGGCGCUUGACGAUGACAAUAAAACGGCGAUAGGGGUGUUGGGGGCGUUGCCGCCGCUUCUGCACCUGCUCCGGUCCGAGAGCGAGCGGGCUCGGCACGACUCGGCGCUAGCUUUGUAUCACCUCUCACUCGUUCAGAGCAACCGCACCAAACUCGUGAAAAUGGGUUCAAUCCCGACGCUUUUAACCAUGGCGAGGGCGGGGGAUUUGGCAAGCCGUGCAUUGCUUAUAUUGUGCAAUUUAGCGGCGUGCGAGGAGGGACGCACGGCGAUGCUCGAUGCCAAUGCGGUUGAGUGUUUCGUGGGGAUGCUGAGGGGUUACAAGUUCGAGUCGGAGGCGACUCGGGAGAACUGUGUUGCGGCGCUAUACGCCCUGAGUCAAGGGAGUUUUAGGUUUAAAGGGUUAGCGAGGGAAGCGGGAGCGGUGCAGGUGUUGAGGGAGGUGGAAGAGAGAGGGAGUGAGAGAGCAAGGGAGAAGGCGAGAAGAAUGUUACAGAUGAUGAAAGGGAGAGAUGAACAAGAGGAGGUAGACUGGGAGGACGUGUUGGAGUCAGGAGCAAUGAGUCGGGCGCGUUACCGAUUUGGUGGUUAUGGGAAGAACGAGUCGGGUUUGAAUUCAACAACGUUUUGAACUUUUGAUUGUUUGCCACUGUCUGUAAUUACGGCAGCAUUCUUAUUUCCUUUUUCUUUUUUUGGUGCCUGAAAGACUGAAACUUUGAACCCUUUUUAUUUGCCGAGUUUUGUUGGAACUUGGAAAGGAUGUAAAUACUAAAUAGGGCAGGAGUUGAGAAUUGAGAUUAUUUUCAGAUUACCAUUUUUUUCUCUUUCGGGGGACGGGCUUGGUAUUCUACAUUUUAUUUGCAGAAAAAAGGGUGCGGAAUCUAAAAAUGGGCUCACAGUUCUUUA
Messenger RNA from Nelumbo nucifera (sacred lotus), 2482 nucleotides. RefSeq names its product U-box domain-containing protein 40. Lineage: Eukaryota; Viridiplantae; Streptophyta; Magnoliopsida; Proteales; Nelumbonaceae. Gene Ontology annotation, molecular function: ubiquitin-protein transferase activity; protein binding. The record is from RefSeq and is a predicted model, not a curated record. Gene Ontology annotation, biological process: protein ubiquitination.